Phasianus colchicus (ring-necked pheasant) is the source of this 1476-nucleotide messenger RNA. The record is from RefSeq and is a predicted model, not a curated record. NCBI's taxonomy places the organism in Eukaryota, Metazoa, Chordata, Aves, Galliformes, Phasianidae.
GGUUAAGAAACGGCGUAAAAAGGAAAAAAAAGUCAACCCCACAGCUUUCCUGGUGCCCCCUGAGCUCUUUUUCCACCCUGAAAAAGGGGCAAAAUGGGAAAAACGGAGUCUGUCCCCUCCUGUGUCACCUCGUGUCACCCUGUGUCCCUGCUUGUCCCUGCAGAUGCUGAUGAGGAGCUGCUGCGUGGCCUGGAAGGAGCUCUGGGGGUGAAGAAGAAGAAGCGGGGCCCCAGGAAGCAGAAGGAAAACAAACCUGGGAAACCAAGGAAAAGGAAAAAAUUGGUGAGCGAGGAUGAGUUUGAGUCGGAGCGGGAUGAGUACCGGGAGAAGUCGGAGAGCGGCGGCAGCGACUACGGCGGCGUGGCCAAAAAGAAACGGCGGAAGCACCGGGAGAAGAAGGAGAAGAAAACAAAGAGGCGGAAAAAGAUGGACGAGGAGGGGGGGCAGAAGGUGAAGCCGGUGGAGCAGAAGUCGUCAGCGCAGCUGUUGGGUGCGUGGGGGCUGGAGGACGUGGACCACAUCUUCACCGAGGAGGACUAUCACACGCUCACCAACUACAAAGCAUUCAGCCAGUUCAUGAGGCCGCUGAUCGCCAAGAAGAACCCCAAGAUCCCCAUGUCCAAGAUGAUGACCAUCCUGGGCGCCAAAUGGCGCGAGUUCAGCGCCAACAACCCCUUCAAGGGCUCCGCCGCCGCCGUGGCCGCCGCCGCCGCCGCUGCCGCCGCCGCCGUGGCUGAGCAGGUGUCGGCCGCCGUCGCUGCCGUGGCGCCCGAGGCGCCGCCGCCUCCCCUGCGCAAGGCCAAGACCAAGGAGGGCAAAGGACCCGGCCACAAGAAGCGCAGUAAGAGCCCGCGGGUGCCUGAGCUGAAGAGGAAGAUGAAGGGGAAGAAGAUGGCACCGCUGAAGAUCAAGCUGGGCGUCAUCGGCGGCAAGCGCAAGAAGAGCAGCUCGAGCGAGGACGCCGGGGAGGCAGAGGAGGAAUCUGACGCCGAGAGCUCGAGCGUCCACAGCGCAUCCGCCCGCUCCGACCCCGCCGGCCGCAUCAAGAAGCUGAAACGGGGCCGGCCGGGCCGUAAAAAGAAGAAGGUUCCCUGCACUGUCCUCAACAGGGAGCGCGGCCCCGCAGGGACGGCCGCUGUGCCUGGGCACGGUGAGAGCCCCCCCCCCCGUGUCCCCUUUGUCCCCGAGCCUGUUGUCACCUCCCCCUGCCCUCCCCCUCCCCCCCGUGGUGUUGCUCGCGGUCCUGGCUUGGCUGGGGGGGGGUCCCGGAGGGGGGUCUGCAGCCUCUGGCUUUGUCUUGGGCUGUGCCCACGUCCCCGAUGUCCCUGCGUCCCCACGUCCCUGUGUCCCCACCUCCAGUGCUCCCAGUGCUGCAUCCCCAUCACCUCCAGUAUUGUGUCCCUGUGUCCCCAUUGUCCCCUUCCUGUCCCCAUCACUCCCUCCAUUCCCAUGUCCCCUUUCCAUUCCCAUAUCCCC